Molecule: messenger RNA, 600 nt
Organism: Cyclopterus lumpus (lumpfish)
Lineage: Eukaryota; Metazoa; Chordata; Actinopteri; Perciformes; Cyclopteridae
Gene: lyrm2
Product: LYR motif containing 2
Exons: 3
Coding region: 46-312 (88 amino acids)
Cellular component (GO): mitochondrion
Source: RefSeq, a predicted model, not a curated record
GCAACGCAAUCACAACAUCCGAUUUGUGACGCCGGGGCGGGCAAGAUGGGAGUCUCAAGGUUGCCGUCUGCAGCGCUUUCUCUAAAACAGUUUUUACAGAGACAAAGGGUUUUGGGGAUUUACAGAAAUAUGAUAAGGACCAUACGGAAGGUACCAGACGAGGCAGACCGGAAGUACCUCAGUGACUGGGCAAGAGACGAAUUCAAGAGGAACAAGAGUGCCACAGACCAGGAUGCUAUUCGUAUGAUGAUCACACAAGCUAACAACCAUUUAGAGGAGCUGCAGGGCUCUCUGGCUUUGGCCGGCAGUUAACAUCCUGGGACCUGCUGUGGACAAUGGCCUGAUCUGGAUCCGUACUCUGUGGAGACUCGUAGGGUGGUGUCAUUGUAACAGUGUGACCAAUAUGAAAUGUAUUCACACUCGUCUUUGGCUGGUCAUCUUUUUGAUGGAACUGACCGAAAGGAAUCAUCCAGGAAAAUGUGUGCUGCUGUUCAGCAUACAGUGACCAUCAUCAUGGAAACUCAUUCAUCUAUUUGCGCUUCAUAUUAUAUAAAUAUAUUGUAAUAUUGUAAAUAUUAAAGAGGAACUAAUGAACAUGAA